Hibiscus syriacus is the source of this 1071-nucleotide messenger RNA. Its product is annotated as transcription factor MYB16-like. The transcript has 3 exons. The coding region runs from base 139 to 1071 and encodes 310 amino acids. Lineage: Eukaryota; Viridiplantae; Streptophyta; Magnoliopsida; Malvales; Malvaceae. The record is from RefSeq and is a predicted model, not a curated record.
CAUAUCCUGUCCUUUUUGUUCUUCUUCUCAACAAAUCACUUCUUUUAACCAUUCAGUACAAGAAAAUCAAAAUUCAUUCACUCAACUCCCAAUUCUCAGGCAGCCUGUUAUUUAGUUUCGCUUCGGUUUACGGCCAAAAUGCGGUGGCGGUCGUCUCUGAACAAUGACAAUAAGAAGGUGGCCGGCUUGAAUAGAGGUCCAUGGACAGCUGAAGAAGACGAAAUACUAAGGGCUUACAUUAAAAAACACGGCCAUGGUAACUGGUGUGCCUUGCCUCAGAAAGCUGGACUUCAACGAUGUGGGAAGAGUUGUCGGUUGAGGUGGAUUAAUUACCUAAGACCUGAUAUUAAAAGAGGAAACUUUAGUUUACGAGAAGAACAAACCAUCAUUCAACUCCAUGCCCUUCUUGGAAACAGGUGGUCGGCCAUGGUAGCUCACUUGCCGAACAGGACCGACAACGAGAUCAAGAACCAUUGGAAUACGCACAUCAAGAAAAGGCUGGUAAAGCUAGGGAUCGAUCCAAUGACUCACAAGCCCCGCGUAGAGGCAUCGGCCACUCCCUCUGGUUUGAUCAAGAACAGUUCGAAUCUAAGCCACAUGACUCAGUGGGAGAGUGUUCGGCUCGAGGCCGAGGCUAGGAUGGUCCGUGACUCGAAACAGGUCAUCCCGAACCCGAAUCCGAUUCACCCGAAGAACAAGCACCCUGCGCUCGAUCCGAAUUGGAUCGGUCGACCUAGGUGCCUCGACGUACUCCAAGCAUGGCAAGGUGUAGUUGCAGGCAUGCUCGCCUUCCCCAACCGGGGGUUCGGUUUCUCCGCCGUUGGACAUACUGCCACUAGCUACACGGAUGGUGAAUUGGGGUUUGAUGCAUUGAAAUGCGUUGAUGGAUCGAACCAACUGCAUGAAAUUGAGGAAACGAUUAGCGAUAUCGACGCAUGGUUUGAGGACUCAUUUAGGGUUGAAAAUUAUGAAAAUGCCGAAGGUUCGGCUUUGGAUGUACCGAUGGUUUGGGAUAACGUGCAUGAUCUGGUGAACUCUUUAUCAUCUGAUAUAUCUGUAUUUUGCUCGUAA